Molecule: messenger RNA, 1421 nt
Organism: Helicoverpa armigera (cotton bollworm)
Lineage: Eukaryota; Metazoa; Arthropoda; Insecta; Lepidoptera; Noctuidae
Gene: Sirt6
Product: NAD-dependent protein deacetylase Sirt6
Exons: 6
Coding region: 125-1252 (375 amino acids)
Biological process (GO): negative regulation of transcription by RNA polymerase II
Cellular component (GO): nucleus
Molecular function (GO): NAD+ binding; transcription corepressor activity; histone H3K9 deacetylase activity, NAD-dependent
Source: RefSeq, a predicted model, not a curated record
AUCAAAAGUUUUGCUGUGCAUUUUGUUUGUGAUUUUUUUGCAAAUCCUAAGAAAUGUAAAAAAUGAUACAAUUUCAAGUUUAAAUUGAUUGGUUCAGUGAGGAAUACAAGGCAGCCUUUUAAGGAUGUCUUGCAAUUACGCAGAAGGAUUGUCGCCCUAUGAAAAUAAAGGAAUCUUGGGAGUACCAGAGAAAUUCGAUUCCCUGGAGAAAUUCAACAAAAAGUGCGAAUUACUGGCUCAGUUCAUAGAACAAGCGAAACAUGUGGUGGUACACACUGGGGCAGGCAUUAGCACUUCUGCUGGCAUACCCGACUUCAGAGGACCCAAUGGAGUAUGGACACUAGAAAGAGAAGGCAAAAGGCCUUCAGUGAACAUCUCAUUCACUGACGCCAAACCCACCAAGACCCACAUGAUACUCAAGAAGCUAGUAGAAUGUAACAAAGUACAUUACAUCGUCAGUCAGAACAUUGAUGGAUUACAUCUCAAGUCAGGCCUGCCAAGGAAGUAUUUAGCUGAGUUACAUGGCAAUAUGUUUAUUGAUGAAUGCAAUUUGUGUAAGAGACAAUUUGUACGUAGUUGCCCAGUGGAGACGGUAGGUAAGAAGUGCAGUGGGGUACCCUGUGCUGCUGAGCAUGUCACCGGUAGGCCAUGCAGGGGCAGACUGUAUGAUGGAGUACUGGACUGGGAGCACAGCCUGCCGGAGAAUGAUCUUACCAUGGCCGAGUGGCAGUCUAGUAUUGCAGAUUUAAGUAUAUGCCUUGGAACAACUUUACAAAUUGUGCCAAGUGGUAAUUUACCCUUAGAGACCAUCAAGUAUGAUGGAAAACUAGUCAUUUGCAACUUACAACCCACCAAACAUGACAACAAAGCAGACCUAAUAAUAAACUACUAUGUAGACGAAGUACUAGAAAAAGUGAUGAGCAUUCUCAACAUAGAUAUACCAACAUACUCUGAAGACGACAACCCAAUAAAGAGAGCUGCCUCCACUAUCAUAGAUUGGACAAUUGACAGACGCGACGUUCUAAAACUAGAGAAAAUAUUCAAAGCUAAAUGUAAAGGAGUGAAGAAAAAACGAAUUCUAAUAAAGAGUAAACGUAAUAGUACGGAAAUUAGCUCAGUUAAUGGUAUUAGUGAGGAUAAGUCUAAAGUAAUUAAGUUAGAAGUUAAGGAAGAACAAAAUGAAGAUUGUGUAGAAGUUAAGCCUGAACCUGUGGAGAAUGGAAGUGAAAAUGGUCAAUGUGUUGACACUUAAAAUGUUUUAAAAGAUGUGCAAGCAGGUAUUUAAUUUCCACUUGAUUAUGUUCAAAUGAAUUUAAUCUUUAUUAUUUUUAUAUGAGUAUAAAACUUAUUUUAACCAAGUACAAUCAUUCCACAAUGGAUCUUUCAGUGUUUUAAUCUUGUGAACAAAUAGAUUCAAAUGU